Rhinopithecus roxellana (golden snub-nosed monkey) is the source of this 3464-nucleotide messenger RNA. It is a transcript of the gene TEPSIN, whose product is annotated as TEPSIN adaptor related protein complex 4 accessory protein. The record is from RefSeq and is a predicted model, not a curated record. The transcript is spliced from 9 exons. Gene Ontology annotation, cellular component: trans-Golgi network membrane. Bases 931 to 2811 code for a protein of 626 amino acids. Lineage: Eukaryota; Metazoa; Chordata; Mammalia; Primates; Cercopithecidae.
UCACCGUGUUAGCCAGGAUGGUCUCGAUCUCCUGACCUCGUGAUCCGCCCGCCUCAGCCUCCCAAAGUGCUGGGAUUACAGGCUUGAGCCACCGCGCCCGGCCCAAGACAGAUUUUCUUUAGUUAAAACCUGAGAGGCGCCCCCAGCCGACUGUGGUCAGAAGCCCUUUCUCUUACAGACUGAGAGUGUGUAUUGGUUUUAGGGUGAGGGGCUCAUCAGAAGCUCGGAAUGUUUAUGUGUGUGGAGAAGCUCAUGGCAGGGUUGGAAGGACGGGAGGUUAUCUUGGGACAGACAUCUUGCCAGCCCGGAGGUGGAUUUUCUGAAAGCUGGCGUCUUCCCGGCCGGAGGAGGGUUAUCUCGGGCUGGCAUGUCUCUGGUGGGGGAGGAGUUUGGAGUGUUUCUGGUUGGAGAUGUUAUUUGUAGUUUAUGGUUGUGCUGACUUUAGCCAUUAGGCUGAUGCCCUUUGGAUUUAGGCGGUUUUUGGUUAAGGUGAACUUUAGAAUGAGGGGCUUGUCCGAGAUGGUGAUGCUCCUGCUCUGUCACAGAGGAGGGCCAGCGCGAGUUGGCAGGCGAGUGCCCUGGGCUCCUGCGGGAAGAUGGCAGCUGCAGGGGGUCACUUUAUCCAGCCACUGACUCAGCUUGUGGCUGCCACCCUGGGCCCAGGGACAGCCAGGGGCGUCGUCUGCGAAUCACAGGGCCAGCCUGCCAGGGUGGAGACAGGCAGCCAAGGGGCACGAGUGGAUUCGUCUGUGACUGAGGCUCUCCAGGGGUUCUCAGAGGCGUGGCUCUCAGCAUGAGCCCUGAAAGGAUGCCUCGGCUCCCGGUGCAGGCUCAGGGGGCCCUGGGGCCGGAAGAUUUAAGGAAAGAAGUCCCAGUUCCCCGUGAGAGGAACUCUCAGGGCAGGGGAGCCCGCGGCGGCUGAGACUGGGGAUGGGUGGGUCCAGGUGGAGCUUUCAGGCUGUGAUAAGAAGGCUGGUUUCUCCCUCCAGGCCCCAGAAGCCUCCGAGGGGUCCCUGGUGCACCUGGGGCAGGGAGAGUGGGCUGUGGGGAGGCCGCACCAGCUCAGGCACCAGGGGUUGCCAGCCCUGGGGGAGACGAGGUGUUUGCGUGGAGAGAGACUCGCCUCUGUGGGGCAUGGGUGGGGGGAGCCAAGGGUCUGCUCUGGUGUGGCCUCUGCGGGGUCCUGGAGGAGGGCGUGCCAGUGGCCGUGACAGAAGGGCCCGGGUGGCAGGAACUUGCCACCCCGGAGUGGGCCCAGUUCACCAUGUUCUGCAGGGAGCAGCGGUGCCAGGCUCGGCCCUGCCCCCCACUUGCCUUUUAUGUUCUGCAGCUUUUGCGGGGCCCCCAGAUCCUCUGCACGGGAACAGCUUGUACCAGAAGGUUCGGGCGGCCGCGCAGGACUUGGGGAGCACCCUGUUCUCGGACACCGUGUUGCCACUGGCUCCCUCCCAGCCUCUGGGGAACCCGCCUGCCACAGGCAUGGGGUCCCAGGCCAGGCCGCACAGCACCCUCCAGGGUUUCGGCUACAGCAAGGAACAUGGCCGCACGGGUGCAGGCUCGGCAGGCGAAGCCUUCCUCUCCACCAUCCAGAAGGCCGCAGAGGUGGUGGCCAACGCCAUGCGCCCCGGGCCUGAGAGUCCCAGUACCCAGAGGCUCCUGCCGCGGGGUGACACCUACCAGCCUGCCACGAUGCCUUCAGCCAGCCACGGUCCCCCAACCCUGGGGAACCCACUCCCCGGGGCUAUUCCAGGUCCCCGAGCUGUGGGACAUCAGCCUGGGCAGGCCGGAGGGGGCUGGGACGAGCUGGACAGCAGCCCCAGCUCUCAGAAUUCCUCCCAGAACAGUGACCUGAGCAGGGUCUCAGACUCGGGCAGUCAUUCCGGCAGCGACAGCCAUUCAGGGGCCAGCCGGGAGCCGGGCGACCUGCCAGAAAGGGUUGAGGUGGUGGCCCUGAGUGACUGUCAGCAGGAGCUGAGCUUGGUGAGGACUGUGACUCGGGGACCACGCGCCUUCCUGAGCCGCGAGGAGGCACAGCGCUUCAUCAAAGCGUGUGGACUGCUCAACUGUGAGGCUGUGCUACAGCUGCUGACCUGCCACCUGCGUGGGACCAGUGAGUGCACGCAACUGAGGGCCCUGUGUGCCAUCGCCUCCCUGGGGAGCGCCGACCUCCUUCCCCAGGAGCACAUCCUCCUCCGCACACGGCCACGGCUGCAGGAGCUCAGCAUGGGCAGCCCGGGACCUGUGACCAACAAGGCCACCAAGAUCCUGAGGCACUUUGAGGCCUCCUGUGGGCAGCUGUCCCCUGCCCGGGGCACCUCAGCCGAGCCUGGCCCCACAGCCGCCCUCCCAGGCCCAUGUGACCUGCUGACCGAUGCUGUGCCUCUUGCUGGGAGCCAACUCUUCCUCCAGCCUCUGAGUUCAACCGCAGUCUCAUGCCAGAGCCCUGCUCCCUCAUCUGGGAUGCCGCCCAGCCCUGUGCCCACCCCACCCCCGGAUGCCUCCCCCAUUCCAGCCUGCGGAGACCCCAGCAAGGCCGAGGCCAGACUGGCAGAAAGCAGGGGGUGGGGACCUGAACAGGUCCUAGGGGGCACAGACAGCCCAAAGAGAGGCCCCAGCAACUGUGCAUGGAGCCGCGACUCCUUGUUUGCUGGUAUGGAGCUGGUGGCCUGCCCCCGCCUGGUGGGGGCCGGGGCUGCUGCAGGAGAGUCCUGCCUUGAUGCUCCCCGAGCCCCCCAAACAUCGUCCCAGAGGACAGCAGUCAAAGAGCCUCCUGGCUCAGAGCCGUCAGCUUUUGCGUUCCUGAACCCCUGACCCGAUGGCCUGGCCCUGGAGUCGUCAGCUUCAGCUGCUGCCUGGGGGCUCUGUGUUUCCUGAGCAGCCUCAACCGCAGCUGCUACAGUCUCCAGGCAACUUGACCUGAGAGGAGGACCCUAGGGCUACCUCAGUUUCCCCCAUCUCCUCUGCCAGAGGCUCUGGCUAUUUGGACUUGAAUCCCUACAAGGGAUAGGCAGGUGGCAGGGCCCCAGAAGGGUUGAUCUCAGGGGUCCCAGGGGGCAGCCCCUGCUUGUCUUGCCCUCAGACAUGAGGUUUCUUGUGUGAAUAUGGAAGUGACUACCAGGUUCUUUAUUUCAUUUUGAUCUCAGCUCCCUCCUUCCCCAGGAGGUCAUGAGCAGCAAGCCACCGCCUCCCCAUCCCUUCGGGGUGGGCUGGGGGCGGAGGCUGGGUUUGGUGCACGUGGGUUGAGGGUGUCUUGUCCGGGCUGCCUUGUGCUGUCUGGUCUUUGACCGUUUCAAGUUUCAGAUCCCCACGUGACCCUUCCCUGGCUCUCCCCUGCUCCUUCGUGCUGUAAUUGCUUCCUGCACACGAAGCUUCUGAUUGGAGCCUCUGGUCCGUCUCAGAAGAACCUUCCGAGAGCACUGGGGUUUAUGCGUUCUGAAUAAACACUACUGUUUACAUGAAGCCGG